GGCCACUAAGCCAGAUCUUGGCCUAAGAAAUGCGAGCGUCUGACAAAAGCUCUCCUAUUCACCAAGAGCACACUUGGAUCCAGCUGACGCACGCCUUCCGUUACAUCCUCUCACCUUUUGCCUUCCUCCUUCCUCCUUGUUCACCUCCCCUCACCACACUUAUAUCUACCGAUUCUUGAGUAACAUCUCGCAUGUCGACACGGCUUGACACGGACAGAAACAUGGCAGAUACAGACACAACAAGAUCUAAGCCUUUCCGGGCGAUUAUCGUGGGCGCAGGCAUCGUAGGCUUGACUCUCUCACAUGCUCUUCAGCUCGCGAAGAUCGACCAUGUCGUUCUGGAGGAACAUGACAAACUUAAGUCUGUCAAAGGGGCAGCACUCAUCCUCUGGCUGAACGCGGAGCGCAUCUUCGAUCAGUUCGGCUUCAUGCAGAAUAUCCUGAAGACUACCACACCGGUGAUCACAGAACAUCGUCGCUGGUCAGAUGGGACCAUCAAUGGUAGUCGCAGUACCAUGCACCGAUUCCAACAGCUCUUCGGCGUUGCGCCUGUUCUCUUCGAUCGACAGUCUUGCGUAGCUCACUUGUACGAUAAUUUCCCUUACAAGUCUACCGUCAGGUUGAACAAGCGUAGAGACUAUCGAGCACACCAGCACCGGUGUUCGCGUUCUGCUUACCGACGGCACUGUGGAAGAUGGCGAUAGAGUCAUCGGUGCAGACGGCGUGCACAGCAUCGUCAGAUCUCAGAUGUGGGACCAUGCCAGCAAAUUCGAACCAUACACAGUACAGUACCGGACUCGGACAAAUCGGUGCUCUUCAGCGAACACAAUGACAUGUCUGGAGACAGUAAGAUGAAGGGUAACCACGAGGAUUGCGGCAUGGCAGCCGCCGAGC
Didymella exigua CBS 183.55 is the source of this 894-nucleotide messenger RNA. RefSeq lists its product as uncharacterized. NCBI's taxonomy places the organism in Eukaryota, Fungi, Ascomycota, Dothideomycetes, Pleosporales, Didymellaceae. Gene Ontology annotation, molecular function: FAD binding. The transcript has 2 exons. The record is from RefSeq and is a predicted model, not a curated record. Bases 192 to 704 code for a protein of 170 amino acids.